AUGAGUGGGAAGGGUAGAUCUACGAUAAAUGCAAACAGUGAUGCCGUACGAUGUGAUAAAGAGUCAACAGACGUUCAGUGUUUUUGUUGCGGAGUUUCGUUUGUUGUCGGCUUGGCUGAAGAAUCCUUAGAACUAGUAAAGGCAUGUAGUAAUGUCAAAUUUGUAUGUGACGGGUGUUUAAAGUCACCUUCAUUGGAGGACCAGGUCAUCAAAAGCGAUAAAAUUGGAAAUGCUGAAAUAUGUGACAAAAUAGACAGCUUAAGCAAAGAGAUUAGAUUGAAGAUAGAUGCAAUCAAAAAGAAGUUUGAAGAAAAUGAAAGCAAAAUGACUACAUUGGAUAUCCCUGAAUCAAAGCUCUGUAAUAAAAUUUUACGCCUUAAAAAUGAAAUGAGCAGAUCUUUCGCUAGUGUGGUAAAAGAACUUAUUUUCAAGAACAUUGUUAAAAUGAGGUCUGUGGGUGAUGGUCUGACUCGUGUUGGUCUGAGCCACGAUCUGACUGUUGAGCAAAGAACUGAACUUAAAAAAUUCUUGGAUGAUGCCAGGCGGAUGGAAAAAAUUCAACGGAGAAAUUUUAAUUUGGGUUUGCUAAAUAUCAGAUCAAUUGCACCUAAUGUUGAUGGAGUUUAUGGCCUAAUUAGUGAUGGGUUGGAUGUGCUGGUGUUGACUGAAACGUGGCAUGGCUUGGCUGGGAACAACUCUGUCAAUAUUGCUAAGCCACCGGGUUAUUCUUAUGUGGACUUUGUCACGCAGCAUGAUCCUGCUCAUGGAGGGGGAACAUUGGAUCUAGUUGUUAGCUCCGCUGAUUUUCCUAUUAUUAGUACUACGGUUUUUUUUCAUGGAGUUUUCUCUGAUCACAGUCUAAUAUUAAUUAAGGCGGCAAUUGCUAAACCACGUCGAAUAACAGCCAAACGAUUCGUUAGAUCAUGGAAAAAGGUUGAUGAAGAUAGAUUUGUUGAAGCAGUUUUAAAUUCUCCACUGUCUGGUUCUUGUCGUAGCAAUGAUGUUGAUGGUGAGAUAAAAAUUUUCAAUGAUGAGUUAAAGAGUAUCAUUGACAGACUGGUGCCUAAAAGGGUGAUUCUUGACAGAGAAGACGAGUUGAAAAGUGUCAUAUUCAGUUCUCCAACAAAAACAAGCUCACUUGAUUUCAUGCCGACACAUUUCUUUAAAAAAUACUUAGAUUUGUUUAUUUGCUUUCUCACCAGUUUUACUAACCUUUGUUUGAAAUGCCCCGUCUGUUUUAACCACUACGGAAGCACUCUGGGCGGUAAAUUAUGUCGGCAUAGGGGUAAGGUGAAAGGACAGGAAUGCUCGGGUUUCCGAAAAAAAGUUGGUCCACCGGGGGCGGGGCCCGUUUUGCCUCUCGCUGCUGCACCCGACUCCAGCCUAAGUUGUCCACACUCCUGUUACUGUGCUUUGAUAGUUUCAAUAAUACUAAACCAUAUAAGCACAAUCCCUAUCGGUGGAUCGACGCCGUAUCAUUUUGAAGUGAACAGAAGAACCUGUCCGCAGCUGCGGGUCUUCCCCGCAUUGGGACUAACGUCUGGUUGCGUUUCUCCCUCCGAGGUGCUGAAGGCCGUUAAAUUGUUCAAAAACGGUUUUUCCGGAGGCCUGGACGACCAACGAUCCCAGCAUCUUAAGGAUCUUUUUUUCGGCCCUUUGCCAAUCGACUACACAAUGAACUUUUUAACCCAAUUCAUUAAUCUGAUCCUAUCUAGAGCCUGCCCAUUCUCCGCCAAACGACAUUUACAAAACGUAACUAUAAUACUAUAUUUUAAGUAA
Messenger RNA from Helobdella robusta, 1779 nucleotides. RefSeq lists its product as hypothetical. The coding region runs from base 1 to 1779 and encodes 592 amino acids. The record is from RefSeq and is a predicted model, not a curated record. Lineage: Eukaryota; Metazoa; Annelida; Clitellata; Rhynchobdellida; Glossiphoniidae. The transcript has 8 exons.